UGCGUGGAAUAACAUAGCGCAGACCACUUUUCAAUGUUGGGCAUAAAUCAAAAAUAUCUGCGACAAGCCCACUGCGACACACUGCUGCAGGAGUAUAACCAGCCCUUAAAACCUCCAAUGUGUCGUGUGUGCCAACCACUGUGCCACUGAAGCAUGCUCGCGGCUGUUUUGUUUCUGUCCACACACGCCCUAUUUCUCAACACAAUGGAUUGACAACACCUUUGAAUCAACUGUGUGUUCUGAAUGUAACGUACUUGUAAUUAUCUUGAAUGUCUCUUAAACCAGGUUGUUCUUCGCCUUUUUCCCAGACUUUUGUUGAAUGUCGACUGAGGAAGUGCAAGAAUCUAGAAUCUUCUGCAUUCCUGUUGCACUACAUAAAUGACUGAGUGGACAACUGAACUCUCUUAAACUUCGGAAGACGGUGAAGCUUCUGAGAGGCCUUAAGACUGUCCUGGUGAUGGCUUAAAUCUUUGGAGGACCAGUUCUACUCCAUAUUCAGAACACAUUUGCGUUCAACAUUUUCUUUUCUUUUGCUUUUGGACUUAUGUCUCAACUCUCAGAGAUGUAUGGCUACCCCCAGAGAGAUAAUUUUUUCCCCCCAUGUGUCGUUUAAACUGAACAUUUAGGUAGCGCUGAUGCAGGUCCACAAUGCGAUGGUGGUAAUACAUUAACUAUCUUCUGUCCAAUUUUUAAGCAACUGACUUAGGCACCACUCUGCUCAUCUGUGGGGGGGCGUUAAUCUAUUGGUAUUGGUAAAACCAUGUCAUUACCACCGUUUAAUCCCUAUAAUUCAAGGAAUCAAAAUCCUACCCAAGGUCAGCCCACUAGGCCAAUCUCUAGUAGAUAUUCAGAGAUGGACAACUGGAGGGCACAGCGACUUAUUGAUCCUGAUCCAGAAAGGCGGCGUUCUCCACCAUCUUUGGAAACUUCAGGAAAAAGAGUCCCUCGAAUACUAGAUAUUCCAAUGACUUAUAGGUCUGAACAGAGAAUGGUGAUGUCAGAAAGGGACUUUGAAAGAUCAGCUGGGUUCCUUGACAGCAGAAUUCGAGAGGACACUGUACCUCCGCCUUUAAGCUUUUCAUCCACCACCAGAAGUGUGCCAUCCUUUGAUGAUACUGACAGAGAUGGAGAAUCUGAUGAUGAAAGUGACAGCAACUCUUUGAGUUGGUUGCAGAUUUGUAAGAUCCCUUCAGAGGAUAAUCCUGGGAAAUUUCAGCCCUCAGUUUCAUCUCACCAUCCCAGCACCAGCGAUGGUAGGUGUUUUUCUGGCGAGAGACAACACAAUAGGGAAUCUCUGUCUGUAGCAAGAAGUUAUGAUAAUCCAACUCCAGGCAAACAGAGCAAUGAGGUAUCUCAACUCCAGUCUACUUCAGAACUUGCUGGUGUUCUCCUACAGCGCUUUGGACUUGAAAAAGAAGACUUGGAUUAUCUCCUGAUGUUACCUGAAGAUCAAAUAAAUUCUGAUAAUAUCGAUAUGAUCUUGAAACAGAUCAUCCAUAUGAAGAAGAAAACAUCUUCAACACAAUCCUGCUCUGACCCCCAACCCUCCACAAGCUUUUUUGGACAGGACGAGCCUAAAGACACAAGAGAGCCAGAGAUGUUCCAAGACGAUAUCUUUACAAGGUUCUUGAAACCUGCCAAAGUGAUGGACUAUGGACAUACUAGGAGUUAUACUGUGGUUGGGGAGAAAAAUGAAAAUGUCAUCAGUCAUGAGACUAGACGUAAGAACGAUACCUCUAGCAGAAGCAGAUCUAAAGAAACAUCGGGAAAAAAUACUACCGAAGUGAAGACCAGCUUGCCAAUUCCUUUACUUGAGUCGACAGAUUUUUCUUCAAGACUGACAUCUACUAGCAGGUCUGGGAGUCUUCAAACCAGAAAUCUACCUGGUAGGCCACAGUCUCAACCAAUCCAGGCUUCUCAAAACACCCCUAGCUCGUUGAUUACCCAAAAUAAAAACACAGACCCAUCUAUGAGGGGACUAAACCAACCAGCGUUGGUCUCUAAAAAAAGUUCUGCCUCCUUUAUUCCACCAGAGGCAGACGGGGAUGCUCCUAAAGAGCCGACGACCCAUGCAGAUCCCAUUGAGACAUUGCAGAGCCAGAACCAGGCACCACAGAUUGGUUUCAUUCCUUUUAUUAUUUCAAAGCAAAUUGCAGAAGAAAGGAAAAGAUCCAAUUUGUCUUAUAGACACUAUCGCAAACCGGGUCCUCCACAAGUGGAAGCUCAAGAUUCAGAAAAAUCAAAACCACCUAACUCACCACCAGGUGAAGGUGAUGGUAAGCAAAGUAGUCCUACUGAUGAUCCGAGUAAAACCCACAAACAUCCUGCCGGGGUAGCUAAAGAGCAGGUAAAGGAAAAACCAGCACCAGAAGAACUAAAGCAAACGUCUCAAGGAAGUAAAUUAACAAAAGACUCCAAGAACACCCACAUGAUGAGGCAAACUAAAUCCCAAGGCAUUACAAGAGAAGAGGCAUUACAGCCAUAUUCUUCAUCCGCGGAACGCAGUGCUUCAAAUGCUUUUGUUUCGAAAUCACUUGCUCCUCCUCCACGUCGGUCAAACACUGAAGCAGAUAAACGCCAUAGUUUGGUAAAGUCUGCUUACAGCGAGUUGGAUCUAAAGAAGAACAAGGUUUUCAAGGGAGUACCAAGGCAGUCCAAGAUCAAUGACUAUUUAGAUGUCACUCCACCAGGCUUUCCACAUCGCUGCACUCUUUGUAACGUCUCAUCUAACAACGUAAAGGAAUUGGCUUCCCAUCGUAAGACCACCCUCCACCGCGAGAACUGCAAGUUACUUCAGAGAGAAUAUCCAGACUGGCAUCACGGGAAACAAGAUCAGAGAGUCUCGGAUAAAAAAUCUAGAACCCGGAGUAGGAGCCGUUCCCAUUCACACGGUUCCUACCGCCGUCACAGAGACAGGUCCAGCAGCGGCUCCUGUUCUCGCUCACGCUCCCGUAGCCCACAGCGCAGUCGUACAAAGGAAAGACGCACCGAGAGCAGCUCCCGUAACCGCUCAGGCAGCCCACAGCGUAGUCGUACAAAGGAAAGACACACCGAGAGCAGCUCCCGUAACCGCUCAGGCAGCCCACAGCGUAGUCGUACAAAGGAAAGACACACCGAGAGCAGCUCCCGUAACCGCUCAGGUGUCCAGUCUCUCUCAAACCCUUCGGAUUUGGAGGCAUUGGAUGAGUCCUCAUCUGAAAGGUCAGUGAAGCUCAAAGGGAUCCGAUGCUAUAACUCAUACACUGAACUCUCCACUGCCCUGAAGUCAUUUGGGAAGAUCGAGACGAUUUUGCUACGUAGAGCUCGACAAAAGGCAAAGGUCAUUUUCAGGGAAGUGGAAGCUGCAGAGAAACUCCGGCUCGCCAAGGGCUUCGACUUGACUGCAAACUAUAUUUCUGUGAUUCCUGCUUCCACUCCUACUAAAGAGCAGAAAACCACUCCUCCGCUAAAAUCUGCUGACGAUGAUGUCACAUCCCGAAAGAAGGAAACUGCUUCACAUUCCUUACCUCAAGAGAAAACUACAACCGGCACGAGUGGAAGGGCUGCAGAUCAGAGAGAUGACACUGAGACAAAGAUCACCAGCCUCAAAGAAGAGACGGCUUCAGCCCCAGCGGAACCUAAAACUAAAGCAGACAGUUCAGGAACCAAAGAAGCCGAAGCUGUAAAAGAUUCAGAAAGUUCAGAAGACGUUGGCCCUGAAGAAGCUGAAAAAGACUCUUCAAAAGAUGUUCACGACACACAAGUCAUAGAUGGAGACAAUUUAAUGGAUGAGACCAUAACAGAAUCUGAAGGUCCAGAAACCGAUGCCCCAAAUGAGCUGGUUUCUAAACCUGACGGUGAACACAAACCAGAGGAAAACGUUGUUCACCAAGGGGUGGAUUCUAUGGAGGAUGGAUCAACAGCAAGAGAAGAAGAAACCCGGGCUGAAAAAGUGGAAGAAAAAACAGACAAUUCGACAGCCUUGGUAGACCCAAGGCCCAGAAGAAGCCAGAGAACCAAGAUGUCUAAGACUGAGGAGGACCCUCCAAAGAAGUAUAUGUCGAGAACAAAGAACAGAAAAGCAGAACAAGAGGCAGAAAAAACAGAGGAAGCUACUGCGACUUUAGAUGCUGCUGAGAAAGAGGUGACUGAAGAAGAUGAACCUGUGAUGCAGCAGAAAGCCAAGAGAGGGAGACCAAGGAAAAGCAGCAGGAACACUAGAAACCAAAAGGCUGCUUUGAAAAACAAACAGCCCUGCAGUCCAGCAGCUGUGGAAGAAAAUUUACAGGACAAUGACUCAGUGGUGGAAGAGACGGUUAAUGAAGCUCCUGGAGGAGAGACAAACUCAGCAGAGCCUCAAAAGGACGUAGAAAAGACAGUUGAGAGAACAAACUCUGCUAGAAAUGAGGAAGAGGAGCUUCAGGUCGUCACAUCUCUGGAUGCUCCGGUUCAGGAGAUGAAAGUGGAAGAAACUAUCAGCCUGGAGGUAGCAGGAGAUGAAUUUAGGAGAGAAACAGAUGUUCAAGAUGAAGGAGAAAACCCAGCAGAAAUGCUGGUCUCUGAUGAACAGAGUCCGAUUCAAUCGUCUGGGGAUGCUAAAGAUGCUGAAGGAGCUUUAUCUGGUGCAGACGGGUCCAAACAGGAAGUCUUAGAGGAACCGAAGGGCAGUGCUGAAAGCACUGAAAGACUAAUGCCGACGAUGUCACAAGGAAUCCUGAGCACAUACCUCACUGAGGAGGCCCAGCAGAACCUUGUAAAAGGACCUGACCCAAGGGAGGAGGGGCAGCCACAUUGA
Molecule: messenger RNA, 4774 nt
Organism: Cyprinodon variegatus (sheepshead minnow)
Lineage: Eukaryota; Metazoa; Chordata; Actinopteri; Cyprinodontiformes; Cyprinodontidae
Product: serine/arginine repetitive matrix protein 2-like
Exons: 11
Coding region: 761-4774 (1337 amino acids)
Source: RefSeq, a predicted model, not a curated record